Messenger RNA from Hydra vulgaris (swiftwater hydra), 1822 nucleotides. RefSeq names its product sorting nexin-4. Lineage: Eukaryota; Metazoa; Cnidaria; Hydrozoa; Anthoathecata; Hydridae. The record is from RefSeq and is a predicted model, not a curated record. Gene Ontology annotation, cellular component: early endosome membrane; plasma membrane; SNARE complex. Gene Ontology annotation, molecular function: phosphatidylinositol-3-phosphate binding. Gene Ontology annotation, biological process: positive regulation of autophagosome assembly; protein transport.
AGUUUAAAAUACGAUAGUUCUCAAAACAAUAACAGUCGUUUGUUUAUAAUUUUUAGGACUCUUUAGCCUAAAACAGUAAAAACAUAGAGUUUGAAAAUAUAAGUAAAUCGAAAUCUUUUAUCAUGGCAUUUAGGAAGAACACUGAUUCUGAUGGAAAAAAAUUAUAUUUUCCUGAAGGAGCUUUGCUAAAUCAAAUGGAAGUUGCUGUCGUUGAAUCAGAACGAAGGAAAAGUGAUAUUUUAAAAGAACCAUUUAUUGUAUAUCUUGUUGAGUCAAGGGCGGUAGAUGGUCUAGAACCAGGAUGUACAUUAUGGCGAAGAUAUAGCGAGUUUGAAACACUUCGAAAUUAUUUAAUGGCAAUCUAUCCUUUUAUUGUUCUUCCUCCUCUACCUGAAAAACGGCCAUUACCUUUUCAGAUUAAUGUUGCAAAGUUCCAACUUGCGGCUGACAAGUUUGAUCCAGAUUUUAUUGAACGAAGGCGACAAGGAUUGGAAUGUUUUUUAUUGCGACUUGCAUCCCAUCCGGUUAUAUCUCAAGAUGUAAUAUUCAGAGGAUUUCUAAACCAGGAAGUAGGUUGGAAAGAAAGUGUUUCAGAAACAAAUUGGCAACAAAAGUCUGACAGUCGUUUUAAGAGCAUUAGUGCUUCUAUGAGUAUCAAGAAACCUGAUCAACGAUUUGAUGAUAUCCGCAGUUAUAGUGAAUGUCUAUUCUCUAAUAUUACAUCACUUCUAAAAAUACAGCAGAAAAUAUCAGCAAGACAACAAACAAUUUUAAAACAACACAUUGAAUUUGGAAAACUCUUCAGCGAAUGGAGUGUAAUUGAGACUGAAAUUGGUGAUUCUUUACAACAAGCUGGUCAUCAAAUGGACAGACUAGGGUCACAAUCAGAAUCUAUAUACAAUGAAGAACAAGUUGCAUACAUUGAUCAGCUUAAGGAAUAUCUCUAUUUUACAGAAUCAUUAAGAGCUAUAGUGCGUAAGCAAUACCUAAAACAAUUUGAAUUAGAAAGGGCAGAGGAGGCUCUUGCAGCUAAGAGUAAACAAAAAGAAGAAUUAGCAAAAGAAAUCAAUGCAACACAGAAUGGUACUGAAGCACCAACAAGUGGUUUUACUUUUAAAUCUGUUUCUAAUAUGCUGUUUGGUCAAGAUAGCAUGGAGGUGCGCCAGGAAAAGUUGUUGCUUCUUGAAGAACAAGUUAAAGAAGCUGAGGAAAAUCUUAAGAUGGUUUCUGAAGAGGCUGAGAUUUUUGUGGAGAAAUCGUUAAAAGAUAUUGAUCGGUUUAAAAAACAGAAAGUUCGCGACAUCAAUGAGAUCAUGGAAAAUUAUGUUAAAACUCAAUACAAAGUCAAUAAGCUGGGUUUACAACAAUGGCAAUCUAUGAAAGAGUAUUUUAUGCAAAUGUAACUUUGAAAAUUUAUUUUUGAAUCUAACAAUUAUAGUCUUGAAUUUUUCAAAUUGUAUGAAUUCUGAAUGUUUCCAUUGAAUGUAUACCUGCAACAUGAAAUCUUGGAAGUCUUUGCAGCCUUUUGCUGAAACUUAAAAAGAUAUUUUUUUUACUCUAUUUAUUUUUUAAAUUAAUGUGAAAGAAAACUUUUUUUCUAUAAAAAUUUUCUAUUAUUAUUUUUGUUAAAAAGUCUUUUACACUAUGGAAAUCUUAUUUUUAUUGGAUUUUUCUUAGUUUGUAGGCUUACUAGGUAUUUUUAUUACCUUAGAAUUUUUUUUUUUUUUAUAUCUUAAAAAUGUUUACUAAAAUUUCAGUAUGUUUAUGAGUUAUUUGUCAAGUUGUGUUAUUUUUUAAAUGCUUAUAAGUUAUUAUUUGUCAA